This is a messenger RNA of Vicia villosa (hairy vetch), 1158 nucleotides long. RefSeq lists its product as uncharacterized. NCBI's taxonomy places the organism in Eukaryota, Viridiplantae, Streptophyta, Magnoliopsida, Fabales, Fabaceae. The record is from RefSeq and is a predicted model, not a curated record. The transcript is spliced from 2 exons. The coding region runs from base 1 to 1158 and encodes 385 amino acids.
AUGUCUCAAAACCCUACCACAGUGGCAGAAAUCCAAUCAGAGUGCAAACUCUGUGGAACUCAAGGACAUCAAACCAUUGACUGUAACCUUUUGAACGACUCUAGCUUAGACCAAGUUAACUAUACCCAAGGGAACCCUUUCUCGAAUACCUACAAUCCUGGAUGGAGGAACCACCCAAAUUUCUCUUACAAAAACAAUAACCCCAUCCAAAAUUCCGGAUCUUCGAGACCCCAAGGAUUCCAAACACAAAAACAAAACCAACCUAUGCAAGUUGUGCCACCAAGAACAAACCUUAAAGAAACCAUAGACACCUUUAUUCAUAAUCAAACUCAGCAAAAUAAGGAGUUUAUGAAUCAACACAUUCACACAAACGAAAUAGUUACUAAACUGGCAACCAAGUUUGACCAGAUGAUGACCCACACCAAAAUGCUUGAGACCCAUAUUUCCCAAGUAGCCCAAACCACCUCUGCACAAGUUGUACCUGGAGGACAAUUACCUGGACAAACUCAACCCAAUCCCAAAGGCCAAGAAAAUUCUAUCACCUUGAGAUGUGGAACCGCUUAUGAAGGACCUAGAAAUCCUAACCUAAGCACAUCAAAAAAACCUAAGGAAGAUGCUGAACUGAAGGACCAGGUAAUAGAGAAACUCCACGUAGAAAUCCUUUUUACCGAGGCAAUAACCCAGAUACCAUCAUAUGCCAAGUUCUUAAAGGAUAUUUUGUCCAACAAACGGCGACUCGACGAUCCCAAACCUUUAGAAUGUCAUUCCAUAUCCGAGAAUAAAUUUGCCAAGAAAGACAAAGAUCCUGGAAGUUUUUCUAUCCCUUGCGUCCUAGGAAAUCAUAUGAUAGACAAGGCAUUUUUAGACCUAGGAGCAAGCGUAAGUCUGAUGCCUUUGGCUGUCUGUAAGAGGUUAAAAUUAGGAGAACUUCAACCUACUAAGAUGUCAUUACAACUAGCCGAUAGAUCUGUCAAAUACCCCAUGGAUAUUUUAGAAGACAUACCUGUCAAAAUUGGUCAGUUAUACAUUCUGACCGAUUUCGUUGUUAUGGAUAUCAAAGAAGAUGAUGACAUCCCAAUCGUCCUAGGAAGACCAUUCCUAUCGACCGCCGGAGCUAUAAUAGAUGUUAAGAAAGGGAAGUUGACUUUUGAGGUAUGA